GCAGGCGCGGGACGGGGGCCUCGCCCCUGCCGACGUCGCAGACUGGAGCUCACCUGGGAGACUCCAAGAGGAAGCGGAGCCUCGGUUCGGCCUCUCCUGGCAACGCGGGAGGCCCUGCGGGAAGGCAGGAGGAGGCAGAGGAGGAGCUCAACUGAGAGCAACUGUAGCGACAGCAACCCGAGCCGCCGCCGCCGCCACCUGCACCUGGCGCCCGGCCCACGUCCAGCGCCCGCUCGGCCGCCGCUUCCUGAGUUCUGCCCUGCCCACCUGUCAGGUAUUACCAUUUAAAGAAACCUUCUUACCAACAAAUCUAUGAUAAAAAAUAUAAGUAACAGUGGAAACUAUAACUGUUAUUUCUCAAGUGACAAGCUUUUGAUGUCGGAAUGGCUCACCUAAGGCGACUGGUGAAAUUGAAUCUUAAAAGACAUUACCAUAAAAAGUUCUGGAAGCUUGGUGCAGUAAUUUUUUUCUUUAUAAUAUUUUUGAUUUUAAUGCAAAGAGAAGUAAGUGUUCAAUAUUCCCAAGAGGAAUCAAAGAUGGAAAGAAGCAUGAAAAACAAAAACAAGAUGUUUGAUUUAAUGCUAGAAGCUGUAAACAAUAUUAAAGAUGUAAUGCCAAAAAUGCAGAUAGGAGCACCUGUCAGGCAAAACAUUGAUACUGGUGAGAGACCCUGUUUGCAAGGGUAUUAUACAGCAGCAGAAUUAAAACCUGUUCUUGACCGCCCACCUCAGGAUUCUAAUGCACCUGGUGCUUCUGGUAGAGCAUUCCAGACAACCAAUUUAAGUGCUGAAGAGCAGAAGGAAAAACAACGUGGGGAAGCAAAGCACUGUUUUAAUGCUUUUGCAAGUGACAGGAUUUCUUUACACCGAGAUCUUGGACCAGACACUCGACCUCCUGAAUGUAUUGAACAAAAAUUUAAGCGCUGCCCUCCCCUGCCUACUACCAGUGUCAUAAUAGUUUUUCAUAAUGAGGCAUGGUCCACCCUGCUUAGGACUGUCCACAGUGUACUCUAUUCUUCACCUGCCAUUCUGCUGAAGGAAAUCAUUUUGGUGGAUGAUGCUAGUGUAGAUGAAUACUUACAUGGUAAACUUGAAGAAUAUAUCAAACAAUUUUCAAUAGUAAAAAUAGUGAGACAGAAAGAAAGAAAAGGUCUGAUCACAGCAAGGUUGCUAGGAGCAACAGUAGCAACAGCUGAAACGCUCACAUUUUUAGAUGCUCAUUGUGAGUGUUUCUAUGGUUGGUUGGAACCUUUGCUGGCCAGAAUAGCUGAGAACUACACAGCUGUUGUGAGUCCAGAUAUUGCAUCAAUCGAUCUUAAUACUUUUGAAUUCAACAAACCUUCUCCUUAUGGAAGUAACCAUAACCGUGGAAAUUUCGACUGGAGCCUUUCCUUUGGCUGGGAAUCACUUCCCGAUCAUGAAAAGCAAAGAAGGAAAGAUGAAACCUACCCAAUUAAAACACCCACUUUCGCAGGAGGACUUUUUUCCAUAUCAAAAGAAUAUUUUGAAUAUAUUGGAACAUAUGAUGAAGAAAUGGAAAUCUGGGGAGGUGAAAAUAUAGAAAUGUCUUUCAGAGUAUGGCAAUGUGGUGGGCAGUUGGAGAUUAUGCCUUGCUCUGUUGUUGGACAUGUUUUUCGCAGCAAAAGCCCUCAUACCUUUCCAAAAGGCACUCAGGUGAUUGCCCGCAAUCAAGUUCGCCUUGCAGAGGUCUGGAUGGAUGAAUACAAGGAAAUAUUUUAUAGGAGAAACACAGAUGCAGCAAAAAUUGUUAAACAAAAGUCCUAUGGUGAUCUUUCAAAAAGAUUUGAAAUAAAGCACCGCCUUCAAUGUAAAAAUUUUACAUGGUAUCUGAACACUAUUUAUCCAGAAGUAUAUGUGCCAGACCUUAAUCCUGUUAUAUCUGGAUAUAUUAAAAGCUUUGGUCAGCAUCUGUGUCUGGAUGUUGGAGAAAAUAAUCAAGGAGGCAAACCAUUAAUUAUGUAUACGUGUCAUGGACUUGGGGGAAACCAGUACUUUGAAUACUCUGCACAGCAUGAAAUUCGACAUAACAUCCAGAAGGAAUUAUGCCUUCAUGCUGCUCAAGGUCCUGUUCAGCUGAGAACAUGUACUUAUAAAGGUCACAAGACAGUUGCUGCUGGUGAACAGAUAUGGGAGAUUCAAAAGGAUCAACUUCUAUAUAAUUCAUUCUUAAAAAUGUGCCUUUCAGCAAAUGGAGAGCAUCCAAGCUUAGUGUCAUGUAAUCCAUCAGAUCCACUCCAAAAAUGGAUUUUUAGCCAAAAUGAUUAAGUGUUCCUUAAAAUUAAGGAGUUAAAAAAGGAGGUAUUUUUUCUCAUAAAACUGUGACUAGGCAUACACUGUAGUUUUUGAAGAUCAUGCAAAAGCAGCUAAUUAUAACUUAUUCCAAGUGCAUUUUUCUUAUUUAUAUCUUAAAUUGUCUACAUAGCACUGCUACAGAAACACUUUAAGUUUCUGUUUCAAAGCACAAUAAUUAGUAAUACCAAAGACUAUUUUGAAAUGUCCAGGUGUAGGAAAACAGAUGUUUACAGCAUGAAGAAAAUUAUUUGCGGAGUAAAGUGAUGUUUUUGUGUUCUGUAUGUUUAAGAAUAUACAUAGUUACAUUCAAAUACAAUUUAAAAUAUUUCCUCUAGUUUUUUGGGAGAGGGAGAAAGAUUUGAUACUGUAUUUUCUUAAUUACACAGAAAUAGAUCAGUUAAGGUCAAACAUUGACCUUUGUGCACAAUCUGGGAAAUUUUUAUAGAUCUGGAAUUUAUUAUUUAAAAAUUUAGGUAAACUGCUUUGCCUUUUGUUUGUCUAUUAAGUGUUUCCUUAAACAUGAAAUUAACUGAAUAAGAAGAGGAAUAUUUUUAAACUCUUCAAUUUCUUGGAAAUUUUGGGAUAUUUUUUACUCUGAAGCCAACUCCACUUGAAGCACUUAAGUCUUCCUUAAAUAGCUUUUCUUAAAUGACUAUAAUGUGUUUUACAAAAGCAUUUUUUAAAAAAAAAAAAAAGCUUUAUAAAUUACUAUCUGUUGAAAACAUGUUUUUUUUCUUUCCUUCUGUCUUUUUUUCUUUAUCAUAAUUCACUAAUCUUGAAUGAUUGUGAAAUUAUAUUUCAAAUAUAGAACACUUGACUCAUUUAAAUCUGAGUUUUAUGUUAUUGAUUCUAUUUUAGAUUGGUCUUGGUAAUGCUUUUUUUUUCCAUCCAGAAAGCCUUAUUUUUAAAUAUCUGGAAAUAUAAUUUUAAAAGUUCUAAAUGCUAUU
This is a messenger RNA of Orycteropus afer afer, 3259 nucleotides long. It is a transcript of the gene GALNT3, whose product is annotated as polypeptide N-acetylgalactosaminyltransferase 3. The record is from RefSeq and is a predicted model, not a curated record. Lineage: Eukaryota; Metazoa; Chordata; Mammalia; Tubulidentata; Orycteropodidae. Gene Ontology annotation, cellular component: Golgi apparatus.